Rhodamnia argentea is the source of this 1135-nucleotide messenger RNA. RefSeq names its product protein CHAPERONE-LIKE PROTEIN OF POR1, chloroplastic. NCBI's taxonomy places the organism in Eukaryota, Viridiplantae, Streptophyta, Magnoliopsida, Myrtales, Myrtaceae. The record is from RefSeq and is a predicted model, not a curated record. Gene Ontology annotation, cellular component: chloroplast membrane.
UCAACGGCAGUUCUUCUUCUACCCCCUCUCUUCCUCUCUCCAGCUGCCCGAUAGGCGUGUGCCUAUCGUAGUUGGAGUUGAGCCUCCCAGCUUCGUCUUCAAUCCCUGCUUCGCUUUCAUGGAACUCCAGCUCCGCUCGGCUUAGGGUUUCUCUUCGUCCCGAUUCCCUCGCAUCGUCAUCAUCGAAAGGAUGGGCGUUCUUUCCCUGUCAAACCCCAGCUUCGCAACGCCUUUCCUCGGCCACAAACUUUCGUGCAGUGGAACUUUAGAGAAGCCGGCGUCGUCUUCUGGUGCCAUCGUCAGGACACCAAGAUGUGCCCUUGAAGGUAGUGCUCCAACAUUUCCUCGACUCAAUGUUUGGGAUCCUUAUAAGCGCCUUGGUAUCAGCCGAGAUGCUUCUGAGGAAGAAAUCUGGGGUUCACGGAAUUUCCUCCUACAGCAGUAUUCUGGACAUGAGUGUAGUGAAGAGUCAAUAGAAGCUGCUUUUGAGAAAUUACUGAUGGCAAGCUUUCAGCACAGAAAGAAAACAAAAAUCAAUUUAAAAAGCAGAUUAAAGAAGAAGGUUGAGGAGUCACCACCUUGGGUUCAGAAUCUACUCAAUUUUGUUGAACUUCCUCCAACUGAUGUUAUAUUUAGAAGAUUAUUUCUCUUCGCAUUUAUGGGUGGGUGGAGCAUCAUGAACUCUGCUGAAGGUGGACCAGCAUUUCAGGUGGCAGUCUCUUUGGCAGCUUGCAUAUAUUUCUUGAAUGAGAAGACAAAAAGCUUAGGUAGAGCUUUUGCUAUUGGACUGGGAGGACUUGCAACUGGCUGGGUUUGUGGUUCUGUCCUUGUGCCGAUGAUUCCGACAUUUCUAUACAACCAACCUGGACGCUUGAACUCUUAACAUCGCUAGUGGCAUACGUUUUCUUAUUUCUUGCCUGCACCUUUCUCAAGUGAUGAUGGUCUUAACUAUAGGGGCACUGGAAUUUUGUUGCAUCCAGAAUUUAUCAAGAGACUAAUAUGUAUUGCAAAUUCAAAUGUUUGAAAAUGUUGGACUUCCAUUUCAUGUCCAUCCAUGUACAAUCUCCUUGUUUGUCAGAGAAUAGCAUUGACAAUACUGAUUUCUGGCAGAUGAUGGUCUCCUCAGUUUGUCGCA